AUCUCCCAUAACGGAGAGAGACGAAGAGAGCGGAAGCGAAAGAGCAGCGGCGCAAAGGAAAGGGAGCCAUGCUCGCGUCGCCGGCGCUCGCCGGCGCCCACUCCUUCGCGGCGUCCGUGUAUGGAAGCCUCCUCGUCCCCUCGCCUCCCGUCCCCGCGCCGGCACGUCGCGCGGCGCUGUCCGUCGUCGCCAAGGUCAAGGUGGCCACGCCCCAGGACGACCGCAUCGCCCGCCACGUCCGCCUCCGCAAGAAGGUAAGUGGCACCACUGAGAGGCCGAGGUUGAGUGUUUUCCGCUCAAACAAACAUCUGUACGCUCAAGUCAUCGACGACACAAAGCAAUGUACUCUGGCUUCAGCUUCAACCAUGCACAAAUCUCUCUCCAAGGAAUUUGAAUACUCGGCUGGGCCAACGAUCGAAAUAGCACAAAAGAUCGGUGAGGUGAUUGCCAAGUCUUGUUUGGAGAAAGGGAUCACCAAGGUUGUCUUCGACCGAGGUGGUUUCCUCUACCAUGGCCGCAUAAAGGCUCUCGCUGAUUCUGCCAGAGAGCACGGGCUUGAAUUCUGAGUCGUCCAGGCGUUUGUUCAUAUCUCCAGGAUCACCUGUAAUCUUCUCUUUUUUUUCUCUCUCCAUAUGCCAAACAGAGCUGUUUUGUAGUCACUCGCCUUGUUCUACAGGGUGCAAAGCCAUGGCCCAUGGCCACUCGUUGACCAUGUCACGUUUUUUUCGUUUGGUAAGAGUCUUGUGUUCUGACGCUUCUCGAAUUGAUAUUAUAAG
Zea mays is the source of this 776-nucleotide messenger RNA. Its product is annotated as 50S ribosomal protein L18. Gene Ontology annotation, molecular function: 5S rRNA binding; structural constituent of ribosome. Lineage: Eukaryota; Viridiplantae; Streptophyta; Magnoliopsida; Poales; Poaceae. Gene Ontology annotation, biological process: translation. Gene Ontology annotation, cellular component: ribosome. The record is from RefSeq and is marked validated.